This is a messenger RNA of Stegastes partitus (bicolor damselfish), 1632 nucleotides long. RefSeq names its product acid-sensing ion channel 1-like. Gene Ontology annotation, cellular component: plasma membrane. Gene Ontology annotation, molecular function: ligand-gated sodium channel activity. Bases 1 to 1632 code for a protein of 543 amino acids. The transcript is spliced from 10 exons. The record is from RefSeq and is a predicted model, not a curated record. NCBI's taxonomy places the organism in Eukaryota, Metazoa, Chordata, Actinopteri, Pomacentridae. Gene Ontology annotation, biological process: sodium ion transmembrane transport.
AUGGUUAAAGCACCCACGUCCGAAUCAAUCGCCCUGGGGCCGCACAAACCAAACGAUGCCCCGGAGAGCACCCCUCAAAACAAAGGGUCCGGCUCGCUCACGACGACGUGGAAGGAGAUCACGGUGAAUUUCAUCAUGCGGACCAAGAUCCACGGUUUGAAGUUCGUCUUCUCUCCGGACAAGACGAAACCGCAGCGAGUCGUCUGGAUCCUGGCCUUCCUGCUGUGUCUCAGUCUCCUCUUCACCUGGUCCUGGAAUCGGAUCUUCUAUCUGAUGUCCUACCCCGCCAUCACCAAGAUCUACAUGGUGUGGGCUCACAACAUGUCCUUCCCCGCCGUCACCUUCUGCAACAAAAACGUGUUUCGAGUGUCCACCCUGACCAGAGACGACCUGUACCACAGCGGCUACUGGAUGGACCUGCUGUAUCCCAACCACACGGUGAUAAACAGGAGCCUGUCCAUCCUUAAAGACAACCACAAGCAGGGUCUCCUGAGUCUUCUGGACUUCAACAACUACACCCCGCCCCCUGAUUAUCGCAUCAACACCACGGAGAUGAUGGGUCGGCUCGGUCACCAGCUGGAGGACAUGCUGCUGGAGUGCAGAUUUCGUGGGGAAACCUGCACCUACAAAAACUUCAGCACUAUUUACACUCGCUACGGGAAGUGCUACACUUUCAACUCGGGAUUGGACGGCAACCCUUUGCUGACCACGUUAAAAGGCGGCACGGGCAACGGCUUGGAGAUCAUGUUGGACAUCCAGCAGGAUGAAUACCUGCCUGUUUGGGGAGAGACAGAUGAGACCUCCUACGAAGCAGGCAUCAAGGUUCAGAUCCACAGCCAGGACGAGCCGCCCUUCAUUGACCAACUGGGAUUUGGUGUGGCCCCUGGCUUUCAAACUUUUGUGUCAUGUCAGCAGCAACUGCUUCAGUACCUCCCGCCGCCUUGGGGAGAUUGCAAAUCUACUCCCAUAGACUCUGAAUACUUCUCCACGUACAGCAUCACCGCAUGCCGCAUUGACUGUGAAACCCGGUACCUGCUGGAGAACUGCAACUGCAGGAUGGUUCACAUGCCGGGGACCUCCACAGUUUGCACACCUGAGCAGUACAAAGACUGUGCUGACCCGGCCUUAGACUUUUUGGUAGAGAAAGACAACGAUUACUGUGUCUGUCAGACCCCCUGCAACAUGACUCGCUAUGGCAAGGAGCUGUCCAUGGUUAAGAUCCCCAGUAAGGCAUCUGCUAAAUAUCUGGCUAAGAAAUUCAACAAAACUGAGCAAUAUAUCGGAGAAAACAUACUGGUCUUGGACAUCUUCUUUGAGGCUCUAAAUUACGAGAAGAUCGAGCAGAAGAAGGCCUAUGAAAUCGCAGGGCUCCUCGGUGACAUCGGAGGUCAGAUGGGGCUGUUCAUCGGAGCCAGUGUUCUGACAAUACUGGAGAUAUUUGACUACCUAUACGAGGUGUUUAAGGAUAAGGUUUUGGGUUACUUCAUACGCAAGAAACGACCACAGCGUUGUCAGAGCGACAAUCUGAGCACCUGUGACACCCUCCGGAGUCACUCGGACAGUCUCGGAUUCACGCCGAACAUGUUACCUCGUCACCCGACUUUAGGCAACUUCGAGGAGUUUGCUUGUUGA